GCACAGUGACCAAUCAUCGAUCGUCCCUUCCACGAAUCAGAUUUUUUGUUUGAAAAGAAAUGGUGGAAUUACAUGACCGGAAGAAACCGGCGAAAUGGCCGGAUCUGAUCGGUCGUUGCAUAGUCUCUCUAUUACUUGUUUUGCUUACUCAAAGCACCCAAUUUCUUGUUCCUCACUUCUUCUCCGAUUUGUCCUUCUUCAUUCAACUCCUACUUUCAGCUGUGAUGCUUCUAACAGUUGCAAGCGCUGCUGGAUGGUGCAGGCGGCUUAUUCGAAUCCGCUCGUCUGCUCCAGCGUUCGUUUUCUUCAGUGUACUUUUCGUCUGGCUGGUUUACAUAGCUGUUGUUCGACAAGAUGCUUCGCUUUUGAUGAAUCUUCUGUUUAAUGGGCAGAUAAUCUUGCUCAUCUUUGGCCUUUGCAGGAUGUUACUCAGUGAUCCUGGUUUAGUGUCACAUAGUCCAUCGCCUUCGGAUGCAAUUCCCCAAAGUUCAGUUUUAGAAAUUGACACUCACCAUCAGGAUAUUGGAUUGGGUGAUAGGUUGAGAUGCUGUCCAAUAUGCAAGACAUAUGUGAAAGGCUUUGACCACCAUUGCCCCGCAUUCGGAAACUGUAUUGGGCAUAAAAAUUAUGUCCUCUUCAUGGUUUUACUAUUUGGAUUUAUCUGGACUGAAGCUACUUACAUAACGUGCUCAUCUCAAUAUUCGGCUGUGUCUGAACUUCUUGAUGGUGAUGGAGCUAGGUUAGAGGUCAAUUUCUCAAGGAAAGUGGCCAGGAGCACCAUGCUAUUCUCUAUUCUACAAUUAGUAUGGCAGGUGGCGUUUUUCUCGUGGCAUAUAUAUUGUAUCUGCUUCAAUAUUAGAACAGACGAAUGGAUUCAUUGGAAGAGGUAUCCAGAAUUUCAAAUUGUUGUUCAAUCUGAGCAGGGCCAAAGGUCCAGUGAAAUGAAGUUCAGAAACCCAUAUGACAAAGGAAUUUUACAGAAUGUAAAGGAGUUCAUGGUUUCAAAACAAUGAAACUUGUGUUUACGUGGAAUCAUUCUCUGGGAAACGAAUUUGUGUUGGUUUCUACAAUUUUCUGUGCCUAUUAACUUAUAUAUUCUUAAAGAAAAUAUAGGAAACGUAGCAAGAUCGAUCAUAAUCCCUACCAGCUACUGCCUUUUGGUUUCUACUUGCCCCUUUCCACUCUAUUAACUCCAAGUCGUGUGUUCACAGGUAAUUUGAUAAGUACAGGUCAAAUUUCGAACUCGAAGGAGCAACUUACUGUAUUCCUGACAAAGAGAACCCAAUUGAUUGAAGCAACCAUAUAAGUUCAUCUGUCGUCUUACUUAUUCUCUCAUUGUGUUCAUUCUUUUUACUAAUAGCUAAUGUCAAAAUCUAGAUAGGAAAAAGGCUCGUAACUUCAAGUUAGACAACAGUAAAUUUGUUGAGAAACCUGAAUCAUAACUUUGAAGGUAAAGGAAAAUUUACAUAGUU
Cucumis sativus (cucumber) is the source of this 1472-nucleotide messenger RNA. RefSeq names its product probable protein S-acyltransferase 15. The record is from RefSeq and is a predicted model, not a curated record. The coding region runs from base 60 to 1013 and encodes 317 amino acids. Gene Ontology annotation, biological process: peptidyl-L-cysteine S-palmitoylation; protein targeting to membrane. NCBI's taxonomy places the organism in Eukaryota, Viridiplantae, Streptophyta, Magnoliopsida, Cucurbitales, Cucurbitaceae. Gene Ontology annotation, molecular function: protein-cysteine S-palmitoyltransferase activity. The transcript is spliced from 11 exons. Gene Ontology annotation, cellular component: Golgi apparatus; endoplasmic reticulum.